AUGGGCCUGCUCGCCCUCGGCACCCCGCUGUCAUGGCCGGAGGCAAAGACGAAAGCGAACAAAGUCAGAGAGUGGGGGAUCGAGCAAUUGUUGUCCAUUUGGAACAAAGCAAAGGGCAAGGAGAGAGAUGCCUUGCUCUGGGGAGAUGAGAUUGAGUAUCUCGUUGUUGCGGUGGAUGAUGAGCAGCGGAAGGUCCGGCUGUCUCUCUGCCAGGCGGAUAUCCUUCGAUCCCUGGCAAAGGACCAGGAACUUGCAAAGGAAGACAAAUCGUGCGAGAUCCUGCUGCCAACGCAUUAUGCUGGAAUUGUUGACGGCGGACUAAUGGGUAGUGACAGUAGAUCGGAGCCCCUUCCGAAAUUCCACCCCGAGUUUGGCCGCUUCAUGCUGGAAGCCACGCCAGGCAAGCCAUGGGGCAUCGGGUUCAAGGAUCUUUUGAGCGUGGAAUCGAAUAUGAAACGGAGACGGGUGAUUGCGAAGAACCAUAUGGCGCCAAAUGAAUACCCUAUCACACUCACCACGUUUCCCCGGCUAGGCACCAAGGAUGAUUUUUCUACGCCGACCUACCCCCUUUCCGGACCUGCGCUGCGGUCGCAAUUUGUGCCGGACGAGAUCGCGAACCCGCACAUCCGGUUCCCUACGUUAGCGGCCAACAUCCGGCAGCGCAGAGGUCGAAAGGUGGAGCUCAACGUGCCCGUGUAUCGCGACACAAACACGGUUUGGCCGUUUCACGACCCCACGGUGAACUACGACCUCCACACCUGGCCGGAGGAUGACGAUGUUCGGAAUGGCGCUGCGAAGGAGGGCCAUGUCUACAUGGACGCGAUGGCGUUUGGCAUGGGGAGCUGCUGUCUCCAGAUUACGUUUCAGUGCAUGAACAUCAAUGAAGGAAGGAAGCUCUACGACCAACUGAGCCCGCUGGGGCCGAUCAUGCUCGCGCUAACGGCAGCGACACCGAUAUAUAAAGGAUUUCUGGUGGACACGGAUGUUCGGUGGAAUCAGAUUAGCAACGCUGUCGACUGCAGGACAGCAGAAGAACUCGGGGAGAAGCCCCUGAAGCACGAUAGAUGGCGGAUUCCCAAGUCCCGGUACGGGUCGAACUCGACGUAUAUCUCGAACGAUCCGCGGCUACGGGCGGAGUACAUGGACCCCGAUCUGGUGGUGGACGAGCAGAUCAAACAGCGGUUGCUGGCGGGCGGGAUGGACGAGCUGCUGGCGACGCACUUUGCGCACCUGUUCAUCCGCGACCCGAUCGUGGUGUUCGCGGAGGACCUGGAAGAGCUGGACCUGGACAAGACGGACCACUUCGAGAACCUGCAGUCGACGAACUGGCAGCACAUCCGGUUCAAGCCGCCGCCGGCGGAGAACGACAUUGGGUGGCGGGUGGAGUUCCGGCCGAUGGAGAUCCAGAUGACGGACUUUGAGAACGCGGCGUUCAGCGUGUUCAUGGUGCUGAUCACGCGGGCGAUCCUCAGCUUCGACCUGAACUUCUACGUGCCGAUCGCGCGCACGACGGAGAACAUGGCGACGGCGCACGCGCGCAACGCGGUGCUGGAGGAGACGUUCUACUUCCGCAAGGACCCGUUCCCGCACCGGCGGGCGCGGGGGUGGGCGGCGGGGGGCAGCGGUGGUGGUGGUGGUGGUGGUAGCAGCUCGGGGUCGAGCUCGCGGUCGGCGUCGGCGCCGUCGUCGCCGCGGCUGGGGCCGGUGGCGGCGGAGUACGAGCGGAUGAGCAUUGCGGACAUCGUCAACGGGUCGACGGCGAGCGGGGGGUUCCCGGGGCUGGUGCCGAUCGUGGAGUCGUACCUGGACAGCAUCAACAUCGACGUGGAGACGCGGUGCGCGCUGGCGCAGUAUCUGCAGCUGAUUCGGUGCCGGGCGGACGGGCGCGUGGCGACGAACGCACGGUGGCUGCGGGAGUUCGUGGCGGGCCACCCGGGAUACCGGCAGGAUAGCGUGGUGACGAGCGAGGUGUGCUACGACGUGAUCAAGGCGGUGGAGACGGUGACGGAGCGGGAGGGGCGGAACGGCAGCGUGGGGUGGCAGAUGCGGUACACGAGCGAGGAGAAGAGCUGGGAGUAG
Ophidiomyces ophidiicola is the source of this 2079-nucleotide messenger RNA. RefSeq names its product glutamate--cysteine ligase (gene GSH1). Gene Ontology annotation, biological process: glutathione biosynthetic process. The transcript is spliced from 6 exons. NCBI's taxonomy places the organism in Eukaryota, Fungi, Ascomycota, Eurotiomycetes, Onygenales, Onygenaceae. Gene Ontology annotation, cellular component: glutamate-cysteine ligase complex. The record is from RefSeq and is a predicted model, not a curated record. The coding region runs from base 1 to 2079 and encodes 692 amino acids. Gene Ontology annotation, molecular function: glutamate-cysteine ligase activity.